This is a messenger RNA of Eurytemora carolleeae, 6924 nucleotides long. Its product is annotated as centrosomal protein of 290 kDa. The record is from RefSeq and is a predicted model, not a curated record. The coding region runs from base 27 to 6830 and encodes 2267 amino acids. The transcript has 15 exons. Lineage: Eukaryota; Metazoa; Arthropoda; Copepoda; Calanoida; Temoridae.
UAUAGCUUUAUUAUCUAGAUAUAAAAAUGGGUGUGGAGGAAGUGGAUUGGGAGCUUUUGAACGGAAUAGAUCCGUCCCAGCUAGAUGAUGAAACUGUGGAUCAGGUUUACUCUGCUUUGAGUAGUUGGGAUCCAGGCCCGGAGAACCAGGAGAACCAAGAAAAUAUUCGAACUGCUUUUAAACUUAUCCAGGGAGUUAUGAAAUGGAAACAUGAGGAGGUCGAGGAGGCUGUAGAGCAGCUGGAGGACAUGGAGAGGAUGAGGGAGGAGAAGGAGGAGCUGGAGAGGGAGGUUGGAAGGAUGAGGGAGGGGACGGGGGAGGCGGGAAGGUUAGAAGAACUACUUGAAGUGGAGAGAGAACUAAACCAAGCAAAUAAAACAAUUCAACAACAGGAAAGGGCAGCUGAUGAGCUGAGAGUGGAGGUUGAGAGGGCGGAGAAUAGAGCUGAGAAGGCGGAGAAGCAGGUUGAAAAGCUCCGCCGUGAAAAGGAGCAGCUAGGACAGGAGCUGGAACAAACUAAAGAAGCUGCUGAUAAAGAAACAGCUUCAGUUGAUUUACCAGACGAGGAGGUUGAUACAAGAAGAGUUGUUGAGCUGGAGGACACUGUGAGGCUGAAAAAUAAACAAAUCCAUCAACUCCUCGAGGACAUAGAACUCAUAGAACAGGACAACACCAGGCUACAGGACAAACUAGAGGACACAAGGGAUAAGCUAGAGGACGGGACACGGACGCUUCUGGAUAGUUUACAGGAGGACAACAUGAUGUUGAGAACACAAUUAGAGGACCAGUUUAAGGACAGGACUGCCAGGGACAAGCAGAUAGAGCUCAUCAGUAUACAGGUUGAUGAGAAGGUGAAUGAAUUGAAGGAUGUUUGUGAAAGCAAGGAUGCUGAGAUAGCGGAGCUGAGAGCGCGAUUAAACCGCGCUACUUUAUCUAGAGAGACUACAACACUCACACAACAUGAUAGGGAGAAUAUAUCCGUAUUAACUAAAGCUCUGGCAGAACGGGAAAGUCAAAUAGAAAACUUAGAAGAAAAACUUACCCAAGCAUCUCAGCAGCUUGAGAGUACAGCAAGAUAUGUAGAAGAGUUAAAGGGAACUAACUCCAAGAAAGGAGUUGACCCUUUAAAGAAGAAUUUCAUGGAGGCUAAAGCUGAACUGUUCCAGACUCAGGAGAGGAUGAAGGAUUUAGAGGACAAGGUGAUGGAGGCCGAGGAGUCAGCCAAGGAGAAGGCUGAAGAGCUCUCCGAGCUCAUUGUGAGGCUACGAAAAUAUGAGAACGGAGAGUAUGGACUUCAUGAAGCAGUAGCAGAGGUUCAAUCUUUGCGAAAACAAUCUAAAUUUAAAGACAAGCGUAUUGAAGAGCUGACCCAACAAGCAAACUCUUUUCAAUAUGAAGCUAGUCAACUAAAAGAGGAAAAUAAUGAACUUCGGCAGCAGCUUGGGAUUGAACUUCGCGAAACUGGAUCAGUUUCCUUAGAUCUGAACAGGGUUCAGACUAAAAGUCCGAAUGGGAAUCACACAGAGCGAGCACUAAUGCAGGUUCUGCAUAGAGAGAUAGAACGACUGGAAGAGGAGAGAAUCCAAUUAAAAACUGAAAAUAGGAAACUAGCUCAGCAGCUGGGUCAGCGAGCUGCUAAACUAGGUCUAGAUGCUGGAGAUCUACAGGCUAUACAGGAAUAUACAGAGGCAUUGAAGAAUAGAAGGAUUGGCAUGACAGGGUUAGAUGGAAGUGAUCCAAUGCAUGUGAUUAAGAUGCAUGAAGGAGGACUGAUCAUGCAACGAGAUCUGGAGGAUAAGAAAACUGAAACUGAAGAACUCAAAACUAAACUAAGUGAACAGAAGAUGAGAUUUAAAGAGAUCUAUGAUGAGAAUGACAAACUCCGGCUUGGAAUGCAUGAAAUACUUGAAUCAAUUAAAAACCAGGAUGGUACAAGCGAUGUGAUGGUAUCAUCACCAGUUCUUGAGAAUCUUCUCAACAUACUUGAUUCAAGACAUUUGUUUGGAGAAUACAAACCAGCAAUGGGUUUAAAAUCUAAACUGGAAAAGCUGGAAGGAAUGAAUGCCCAACUGAGAGAAGAACUACGUAAAACUCGACUCAACGAAGAUAAAGCCAAUGUCCAGGUUCAAAGAUUUAAAUCUAAGAUUCAGCAGCAAGAUAUGGAAUUGAACGCUAUCAAGCACGGAAACAUGAUUGGGAAUCCGUUACCUAACCAGACAAUUAUAGCACCUCAGACACAAGCUGUUCCUCAAGUAACAACCCAGAUAUCAAUAGGAGCAGCGGAAAACCUUGCUAAGCUGAACAGUCAAUUAGUUCAUGUUUUAGAUGAACUUGAUUAUAAAACAAAAGCAUUUAACGCAUUAACAACUGACUUGGAGAAGAUUCAUCAAGAGUAUGAGAUGUGUAAGCAUCAGCUAGGUUUACUUUAUGAUGAACAUUUUGAUGCUCAGUCUAGAUGGACGGAAGAGAAGGAGGAGAAUGAAAUGAAGAUCCACGGGCUCGAAGAAGUUAGAGACGCCUAUGCUGCCAAGAUAACAGAGUAUGAAAAUCACUUGAAUCUGUUUGAUACAGAUGAAGAUACAAUCAAAAAUAAGAUUUCUGAAACCGCACGGAAAAUAGGAUUAUUACGAUCUAAUGAAGCAAUUAUGACUCGUAGAUACAAAGCUGUCGAAAAUCAGGAGAAGGUUCUUAGAUCUGAAAAUAUGAGACUAAAAACAGAACUUAUAGAACUGGAAAACCAUGCAACUAAAACCAUCGGAGAACUGAAACGGAGUAAGGAAUUUAAUACAUUUAAAAUUAAAUCCUUCCAGAAAUGUUUAGAAGAUACUGUUCCUCUCUCCUCUAUCCAAUCAGCUAACCGACAGUAUAAUGAGAUAACAGCCAAAUAUAGAGAUAUCCUACAAAAACAGCAAUCUCACUCUAUGCAGUCCAGAACUAUUGAAGAACUUGAACUUCAAGUCCAGGCAAAUAAACAGGAGAAGGAGAUGUUCAAAAAAGAACUUCUUUCUGCAAAAGAAAAGAUUCUCUCUAUGGAGACAUUAAUAAAUUGUCUAGGAGGGUCUAAGACUGAAAAAGGUUCUGAAAAUAGUGUUGAAAUGGAAAGGCUAACAAAGCAGAUUGCAACAUUGGAGAUUAAAGAACUAAAUGAGAGGCAGAAAGCAGAUCACAUGCAGAAUCAGUACAGACUGAUGCAAAGUCAAAACAAACAAUUAGAACAAAGAAACAAUGAACUUGAAGAAAAGUUUGAUCUUGUGACUAAAUCAAACAUUGAGCUGCAAAAGAUUGAACGAGAACUUAGAGACGAAAUCGUAACGAGCAUUCCUCAAAGUCAGUUUAAGGAAACUGAAGAAAAACUAAACUCUUUACUGGAAGCUGAAAUGGCGUUGAAAAUUGAAAAUGAAAAAUUAAGAGAGGUUGCUGACGUUGCCCAAAAUCAAGUCAGUGACUUUGAAAGAAGAAAGGAGGACCAAAUCCAUGAGCUAGAAACACUCCGUCAUCAAGUCCUUGAUCUUCAAUCAAAGACAGAUGAAAAAGCUUUGAUUGGUAGACUGCAUCAACAGUUGAUGUCCAUGCAAACUAAAGAUUCUGCAUCAAUUCAAAAGAUUAAAUCUCUGCAAAAGAUGAUUCAAAAAAUGGAAUCCACAUUGUUAAAAGCAGAGAAUAGGGCAGAAAACAUGGAACAACUCAUGAUAAAAGUACGAAGUCAGUAUAGCGUCAAACUAAGAUCUCUUCAAAAAAUAAUUCAAGACUUGAGAAGACAGUACAGUGGUUCUAUACCAUUGCUUAAACAAGAGAAGUUAUCUCAUAACCUUGUAGAAAUGAACAUGGAAAAACAGAAGAUUAGUAUUCUACUUUAUGAAACAGAAAAUAAGCUGAAGAAAAUGGAAAUAGACAAGGCUGAGAUGGAAAUCAAAAGGCAGGGAGUGGAGGAAAUAUUAAAAACAUUAAAGCAAGGAUCAGGCACAAAGCAAAUACUAGAAUGGCAUUCAAAGCUUGAGGAUUUGAGACUUAAGGAACUACAUGCAAGGAGGAACAAGGAACAGCUAGAGAAGGAGGUUGUAGGUUUAAGAGAGUCAACUCAAGAAAUCAGGAACAGAAAUGAACAGUUAGAGGAAGAGAUGGUCAAAAUGGAAUCACUGAUGGAGCAAAGACAGCUGGAGUGGGAGACCCACGAGGUUGAACUCGAGAAAAUUGACAUUCAUAAUCUUAGAAUUGAGAUAGGAGAUAUAAAUAUCGGAGACUCUUUAAACCUUCCUAAUUCUGAAGUACCCCUGGCUCAACAGCUAGAUUCAGCAUUAGGAAGGAAUAAAAAUCUAAUGCAGCAAAUAAAUGUUCUCAAAAAGAAAGUUCAAGAUUCUAGAACUGCAUUUGAAGAAUUAACAAAGAAAAACAGAGAACUUGAAAAUCAAAACCUGGCUAAAGAAAGGAUGAUAAAUGAUCUAAGACUGGAGAUGCCUGCCUCCGUGGACAGGGCCAUUGCUGUAACAUCUGUAAUAGGACAGCCUGGAAUACCAUCUGCCUGUGUUCCACAGCUUAACAACUACCAUACUCUUUCCAUAGCGCAGGGGACAAUUGAGAGCCUCAGGGAAAGAUUAAAAGCCAAGGAAGAAACAAUUUCAAAAUAUGAAGAGUUAUUAAAUCAAUCCAGUUUGGAGCAUGAGGAGUCCCUCAAGUGUAAACAGGAAGAGAUAAUUGCUUUAAACAAUAGAAUUCGAGAACAUCAGGCGUCAUAUAAUGAGUUGAGAGGUAGCAGGAUGACGGAGGACUUGACCUCCUCUGCAACUGUGCACAAGUAUGUGUCUAGAACACAAGAGCUUGAGGAUGAAGUUCAUGAUCUUCAAGAUUCUCUUGGUAACCUUACUUCACAACUUAACAAUGCGAAAUCUGAAUUAGCAAAGUUGCAGAAAAUGUUAGAAAUGAAAAUAUCAGAAAUUAAUAGUUUAAAAGAUGUGAAACUAGCUGAAAAUACUGAACAAAAUCAGACUCUUCAACGAGAAAAUGAAAGGCUCUCCAAUGAAAUAAGAACCUAUCAACAGGAACUAGCAAUUGUUCAGGAAGAUAUGCAGGUUUUGAAAGAAACACAAUCCAAGGCUCCUUCCACCAUAAUGAAGUCUCUAGUUGAUCGUUUAAGAUUUGAUCUAUCUGAGAAAGAGAAAAAACAGAAAGCAUUGAGCAAAGUGAUCACAGAGCUGAGAAAUGAGAUGAUGAAUUCAGCACAAGAAAACAUAAAGAGUACUGAUGCUCACAAUUCUAGUCACAUUCAAGAUAUUGUUCUUAAAGAAACAAAAUCCUACCAGACAAAGAUGGCUGAACAAAUACAACUGAUUGACAAAUUAAAGCGCCAAAUAAAACAGUACAAAGAAUCCGAAAUAAAAUCAGCGGGAGAGAUUAACCGCUUGAAAGAACAAGUUGAAAAAAAAACAUCUUUAAUCCUGAAGUUAAGAGAAGAAAAAGUAGCUCAGCCGAGUGGAUCUUUAAGAUCAACUCAAAGAAAGAGCAUCGAGGAUGAAAAAGAAGAACUUCAAAAUCAGGUUGAAGUUCUUGAAAAAAAGCUUCGGCUUAUGAACCAUGCUGAGAAACCAUUUGAGGAUGACAAAGAGUCAAAAGUUAUUAAAAACAUAGAAGAAGUGGCACGUUGGGAUGAAAAAAAGAAAUGGCAGAAGAAGAUUGAGGAUUUCAAGAAGAAGCUGAAAGAGGCAGAUGAGGAAGUAUCUAAAAUAUCAAAACAAAAUGACAGUCUUAGGGAGACUGUAUCUCGGCUGGACAGAGAAAAAUUCCAGGUUGAACAGAAAUGGAAGAACAGUCUGAAACUAGGAACAGCUAAAUCCUCUGCUGUGGACAGUAAGGUCCAGGCACUACAACUUGAGAAUGAUCAGCUUAAAGACAAGGUGUCUGCUCUCGAGCAUAAGACAGCUAUGGAACAAGAUCCAGGUGUAGAAACUCUAAAGCUUAGAAUAAAGUUCCUUCAAGAAAGGGUUGAGCAGCAGGAGAAAAAGAUUUCUCUUCUUGAAAUAGCAAAGAAAGGUGGUAGAGAGGCACUAAUGAAAGAAAUAGACAUUUUACGAAAAAAAGAAGCAGUGUACCAUAAGACUAAAGGGAAGUUAGAAGAAAACAAUAUGGAGAUGAAGAUAAUAGUUGAAUCUACCCAACACAACAUGAUUAUUCUAAAAGAGGAAUCUGAAGAGCUUUCAAAUAUAACAAUGGCUUUAAGAAUAGAGCUUUCAAACUCAAACCUAAUCAGCCGACUUGAAAAGUGUUCGGAGCAAAUCAAUCAAAUAGUUUCAAAAACUUCUGGAACUGGAAAAGUUUCAAAAGUUCUGAAAAGUCCUUCAAAAAUGCCAAAAUUACCUGAAAAAGAGAAAAGACGUUUAUCCGCAGAUGCUGAAAAAUUGAAUUCUGAAUUGGAACAGUUGAGAGAUAAAAACUCAUCAUUAUUGGAAACUUUGGAAAUAAAAGAGCGGAAAAUCGCUGAGCUAGGACUUCUCAUGAAAGAAUUAGAGAGAAAUUUUAAAUCAGGAGAAGAGGUGAAUACAGAGCAGCCAAAUCAUCUGGCAGAAAUAAGAAAACUAGAAAUUGAUUUGAAACGUAAAUCUGAUCUUCUCUCUGAAGUCAAGGUUUUGUUAAGACAGGCAGCUGAGAAAGAGAGAGAUCAGGAAAAAGAGAAAGAAAAUAUCAGAUCUCAAUUAAAAACAAUUCUGGAGAUUGACCCUAAGACCCCGAGUGAGAGCCUGGCAAAAGAAUUGCGUCAAUGUCGGUUGACGCAGGAGAGGUUAACUUGCGAGAACAAGGAGCUCAAGCAUCAAAUACGCAUUCUCAACCAAAAUGCGUAAAACGAGAAGAUAUGGGUAUUGUGUGAAUAAGAAAGAAAAUUUUAAAAAAAAUUUAAAUAUUGUUUUGUAUUUUGAUUUUAUUAUUAUAUAUCUA